Messenger RNA from Saprolegnia parasitica CBS 223.65, 857 nucleotides. RefSeq lists its product as hypothetical. The transcript has a single exon. NCBI's taxonomy places the organism in Eukaryota, Oomycota, Saprolegniomycetes, Saprolegniales, Saprolegniaceae. The coding region runs from base 1 to 837 and encodes 278 amino acids. The record is from RefSeq and is a predicted model, not a curated record.
AUGGCAACGACGUCGUUCCUGGCUGCCGCCCUCGACGGCGACCCGUCGUCCGACUCGGACUACGUGGCUGGCGAUGACCUCUCGUCGAGCGAGUCGUCAAGCGCUGGAAGCGGUCUCGAGGACGAGCCCAAGAGCGACGACGAGUACAUGACCCAGAACACCAAGGUCGUGCAGCUCGUCAACUACGCGUGCUGCGCCAAGCGCUGCAUCUUUGGCCGCACGGAAGAGAUGGACCUCUUCAUUAGCUCGCUCGACGAGAUGUCCAAGGAACUGCGCCACGCGUGCAUCCUCACGUCGCUCUCGAUCUCGAUCUCGAUGGAGCGGAAGCGCAAGUCCCGCUCCAAGGGCGUUCGCGCCCGGUAUACGUACGUCAUGCCGUACCUCGGCGCCGUGUGCAAGCAAGCCUUUGAAGCGUGCUUUGAGAUCUCGACCGGGUCGCUCAACAAGCUCCGAAAGCAGGUCUCGACCUCGAUCGUGCCCAAGAAACACGGCAACCUCUCCAAUCAGAACGCCAAAGCCAUCGACUACGACGCGCUGCGAGACUGGCUCACGGCGACGGCCACGAGCAUCGGCGCCCCGCUCUCGGUCCGGCGCAAGUCUCGCACGAAAGACGACGACGGCGUCGUGCACGUACAGUACCGGACCGACAUUGUGUACGUGCUGCCCUCGACAAUGACGUACGAGAAGCUGCACGCCGAGUACCUCGCCCACCUUGGCCCGCAGCCGACGCGCGUCCCGAGCGAGAAGUCGUUUCGGCAGUUCAUCAAGUCGUCGUGCCCGCAUCUGCGCAUGGCGGCCGACGCCAAACACAGCAGCAAGAAGAAGCCGCCCUUGUAAUGCAGGGUUGUCAUUUAUUG